Tachysurus vachellii is the source of this 2154-nucleotide messenger RNA. RefSeq names its product nuclear FMR1 interacting protein 2 (gene nufip2). Gene Ontology annotation, molecular function: RNA binding. Gene Ontology annotation, cellular component: cytoplasmic stress granule; nucleoplasm. The transcript has 4 exons. Bases 68 to 1954 code for a protein of 628 amino acids. Lineage: Eukaryota; Metazoa; Chordata; Actinopteri; Siluriformes; Bagridae. The record is from RefSeq and is a predicted model, not a curated record.
UCUGUGCUGCUCCUGCUGUGGUGUACAGACCCAGCUGAGCACAUUUCACUGUUAAUGACACUGUUAUAUGGCGGAGCGGCCCUUCAUAGGGGCGGGUGGGAUACGGCUCAGUCACGGAGCGCACGAUGGACCGAAUCGAUCGAGAUUAUCGGUGAACGAUGAUCAAAGCUGCCGUCAGCUCCAGGACGAGGAAACGCAGACGAAGAAAACAGAGAAUGGAAAAAUAAAUGGAUUUGUAGUUGAGGGAGAGGAGACUCCCACUUCCCUUGACCUAGACAGCUCUCUGCACUCAGUGAGCCAAAAUGGUGACAAACUCCUACUAGAAUCCAACUUGAAACCAAAACCCUCUGGACAGCCCCCACACACUGGCCUGAAGGGAGAAAGGAAAGGCAAUAACACUAGUAGAAACAGUAUGGACUGCAAAAAUGACAAGCCCUCAGAGUUGACCACACAUGAGGGCAAAAAAGAGGCCCUGGCAUCUCUAAACGGCUUGGUGACUCUAAACUGUGGGCUACUCACCAAUGGUUUUCCCAGCAAGUCUGGCACGGACAAUGAUGGCAGUGGCUCAGAAAGUGGUUACACCACACCGAAGAAGCGCAGAGCCCAGAGAAACGGUAAAUCUUUGGACAAUGUAACUGCUUCAAGCCAGUUUAAGGCCAUGCAGCAGGCCAGUAAGCAAGAACCAGGGUCGGCCAAUCUAGAACUGUCAGACAGAACCUCAGCGGUGCAGUUGGAAAUCAGCCGAGCCUCCUCGAAGACAGACAGCCAUUCCAGUGGAUUGACAAAAACUAGAGAGGCAACCACUACCCCACCUGUGCUACCGGCGUCUGAGGUUUAUCGGAAAAGUUCUGGGAAAAAAUUUGAGGAUAAAUCCACUAAAACGAAAGUGACCGCAUCAGCUAAAGAGGACUCAUGGACUCUGUUCAAGCCACCACCUGUCUUUCCUGUGGAUAACAGUAGCGCGAAGAUAGUGCCUAAGAUCAGUUAUGCAAGCAAAGUAAAGGAGAACCUCAAUAAGGCAGCCCAGACUGGCACAGAGAUUCCUGCCCCUUCUCCGCAGGUACAUGGGAGGCCAUCGCAGGUGCCCAUGUCAGCUGUAAAAACCAUCACCUCGGCCAGCUUUAGCAAUGGUGACGGCAAUCCCUGCCCUCUGCCUGGUCCCCACUUCACCUCGGUCUCCAGUUCCUCCCCCAUGCCAGUCGUCUCCUCAGCAGGCUCUGAUCAUGUAGCAUCUUCAUCCGGCAGUAGCUGCAAUCCCUCCACCUCAACUACCACCCACGAGCCCAAGAAGCCCAAUCUGUUUGUUUACCCCCUCUCCGCCUCCUCCUCUUCCAAUAUGCAACUUUCUCUCCCCAGCGGCCGUCAGUCUGACCCUCCACCCAAUCAGAAAUCUCUGGGUGACAUUUUCCAAAACCAGUGGGGUUUGUCAUUCAUCAACGAACCUAGCAGCGGUCCCGAAGGUCCGGCAUGCGGCUCGACGGCAAAGGACAAAACCGGUGAGGCGAGCUUACACGGAGGCUCCACUGCUGCUGUGGCAACACAGACACACAGUGCCCCCCAGAGGCCAGAUCAGUCAGCUUUCGCAGACAAACGGACUAGCACUCAGAGCGUGAGUAAAGGAGGAAACCUAACCCUGUCUGUGGCCAUUGAAGGCUCACUUCACUCCUUGAACCUCGAGGUGGAUACGCAAAAGGAUGACCCUGGGGUUUCUGGUGCAAUAGCGUUUUGCUCUUCCUCUAAGGAUAUUGGGUCAGAGCUUCCAUGCAAGUUGUCUCUGCCCAGAGAGCAAAGCUACAUUAAGGGCUUCGAGAGGAGGGCCAGCUGGGACUUUUUUGACCUUAAAGCUGCUGUAGUAUAUCACACUAAAGAAAUGGAAUCUAUUUUGAAUUUGCAAAAGCAAGAUCCAAAUCGCGUAGUGCUCUACAGUGAAUCUAAGAACAGUCCUGAUCAGUGAGGCUCAAUCUGGACACGCCUCUCCACAGCCGGACUCCGCUAAGAAAAAGAUGUGCUUCAAGAAAUCCCGGUCGUAGCCUCCGACUCGGAACAAAGGCCGCUCACGAGACGGAGUGUUUAAAGAGGCUGAGCGCAGACUGGAUAAAACGGGUUGGCUAAUAAUGGACAAGAAACGUGGACCUGGAGCCAAGACGCUCUGCC